AUGCCAAAGGUCAAUAGCUUUGCGCCAGCCUGGCUGUGCCGACCCUCCCCGGGCGCCAGCCUAUUCACUAGCAGCGCGAUUCAAAGCCCAGCAGAUCAACAGAACGGCGCCAAAUCUGCGCUCUACAACGGCCCGACGAAGACUAUCGCAAAACGAGGAACAGAGAUCUUUACUGUUGUGGACAACGAAAUCCGCUGGGCGGACCUUGCUCGAUUGAAAGAGCAAUGGCAGCAACAGCAGGCCCGACAGAAAAAGGGCGCAAUUGGCGCAAAACCUAUUACAGACCUCCCUUCUUACAGAGUUCUCUCAGUCCCAGUCUCGGGUUCUAUCAGACAAAUUCUACCAUCUCCGAACGGCGCAUUCCUGGCAAUCAUUACCGACAACACUGUUCAUAUCUCGGUCCUCCCUGAUACCUUCCACCUUUCAUCCCUAGAGAGUUCUUCAAUCCGUCUCAAGACCUAUCAGCUUGGCCCGACCACUCAUGUAAUCCCCGAAUCGCCUGUGGUUUCUGCUCUAUGGCAUCCGUUGGGAAUUCACACGAGCUUGACCGCAUGCAUUGUGACAAUCACCAAAGAUGCCGUGGUCCGUGUUUGGGAGCUCGAUCGCAACAAUCAUUGGUCAUUCGAUCAGCCUACCUUAGCAGUGGAUCUUACGAAGUUGGUUGACGGUACCUCCUCGGACCAGGACUUCAAACCAGGCGGAUUCGGUAAAAGUAAGGGCUUUUCCGCUGAUUUAAUUGAUAUGGAAGUGGUGUCUGCUUGUUUCGCAGGAAGUGGAAAUGAGAAAGAGGAUGCGUGGGCACCCAUGACUCUAUGGGUUGCCAUGCGCCCGGGUGACAUCUAUGCGCUCUGCCCCUUGUUACCAACCAAAUGGCAGGCACCUCCGACGACAAUUCCCUCGUUGUCUUCUGCUAUUAUUCCUAAGCUAGCAGCUUUGGAAGGGGCCGACGAAGAUGUGGAAGAGGAGCUCAUAGCUUGCCGACAGCAGUAUGAGUGGCUUCGAGAGAUCGACGACCAGGAGCCCUUGUAUGUCCCCGCAGAGUCUGCUGUAGUCCAAGGGGCAGAUAUCUUCACCCGCCCUGAUGUGCCAAGUUCUAUCCCCCGCUUGCAAGGACCCUACCGGUUUGACGCUGGCAAUGAUGAGUUGGAUGACCUUGAUCUUUGUGACAUCCUCGUCAUUGCUGCUGGGUUGGACGUUGAAGAUCUCAUGAUGGGCGAGGAAGAAGAACUUGCUGUGGCUGCCAGCGGGCAGGAAAAACUCUCGGCAACUGUCAUUUGCUUGACAAAUACCAGUGGACGUGUUUAUAUCUGCUUGGAAGUCGAUGGCGUGGAAGGCCAAUGGCUUCCCAAGGCAAAAAAGAACUCAUUCCGCACCCCAGCUUCAGAGCCUGCUGAUCUCAUCUUGGUUGAGUCUCUGGACACGAUGAAGCAGAAUGAACAACACGAAGCUUCCAUGUGGCCUACAUUUUCGCCAGAUAUCUCUUCUCGCUACUCAUUCUAUGUGACGACCCCAACUAAGGUGGUUUCUUUCUCAAUGGCUUCCUGGGUACAGCGACUGGAGACCGAAUUGCAGGCAGAAGACCUCUCUGGCUCAGACUUCCGACUCCAGGUCCUGUGCAGCGGGGACGUUGCUCAAAGAGAUAAAAUCUUGGAAGUCUCAGAUACUGAUGUUACUGCUCCACAAGACCACCUAGCCACAUGUCUUGUUUUCUACGACUUUGACAUUGGUUAUCUCGUUCUGACAUACCACCCAUCCAACCCAUACGCCGCUAUCAUGGACUCUCCAGAGGAUUCAUUCUCCGUUGCCAUGGGGGGCGCUUCGCUUGUGCCUGCGAUUUUUUACGCGACGUCACCCUUGGAGUCGUUUGUCGAGAAACAUGUGCCUCAUCGCCAGCGUCAUACCCUCAAGGAGCAUGUCCGUUUGUCCCCGGCGACGCUCGACCUGAUUACUACUGCUCACCGCGUCGUUUCCACCCACACCAAUGCGCUCGAAAGGGCUGCGUCGGACUUGUUCCGUCGAUGCGAGCGAUUGCGAGACGAGCUGCAGGACCAGCUGAAGCAGAUCUCGGAUGCUGCAGAACGCAUCAAGGGCCUGACUAGUGAAAUUGCCGAAGACGGAACUCGCAAGGAGGGUGCUCGGAACGGAGAAGCUCUGAAUCGGCGAAUGCAAGCUGCGUCUGAUAGGCAGAAGCAACUCGUGGAACGAUAUGACGCUUUGCGCAAGAAGGUCAAAAACUCUGGUGGCAGAGCUCUCAGUGAAAAGGAGAAGGCGUGGGCUAAUGAAGUCAACAUGCUCACCGAAUCAUUUGACAUCCAGGCAUCAAACCAGGAAGACCAAAGCCGGCUUCUGGCGCAUCGGCUAGAAACUGUCAAACGCCUUGCGGCGGAUCUUAUCUCGGAGACAAAGUCCAUUGCGGCCAGAUCAGUCAUUCCUGCAGAGCCCAGCAGCCCGUCCUCUCCUGGAGGCUCUCAGCCUAAGGUGCCUCAGCGUCUUCAGCGGGCCAAGGUUGCUGAUGCCAUGAGAAUGGUAGAACGAGAAUCCGCCGUUAUCGACGCCAUCACUUCUCGCUUGGACCGCCUGAACACUAGUCUCUAG
Penicillium chermesinum is the source of this 2595-nucleotide messenger RNA. RefSeq lists its product as uncharacterized. NCBI's taxonomy places the organism in Eukaryota, Fungi, Ascomycota, Eurotiomycetes, Eurotiales, Aspergillaceae. The transcript has 5 exons. Gene Ontology annotation, molecular function: structural constituent of nuclear pore. Gene Ontology annotation, cellular component: nuclear pore. Gene Ontology annotation, biological process: ribosomal small subunit export from nucleus; ribosomal large subunit export from nucleus; protein import into nucleus. The coding region runs from base 1 to 2595 and encodes 864 amino acids. The record is from RefSeq and is a predicted model, not a curated record.